Molecule: messenger RNA, 708 nt
Organism: Hemicordylus capensis (graceful crag lizard)
Lineage: Eukaryota; Metazoa; Chordata; Lepidosauria; Squamata; Cordylidae
Gene: CCDC182
Product: coiled-coil domain containing 182
Exons: 1
Coding region: 60-569 (169 amino acids)
Source: RefSeq, a predicted model, not a curated record
UUGGGCUGGCUUCUUCUUGCUGCCCAUGAACUGCCCUUGAGCCAACCUCAUGCCUUAAGAUGUCCACCUGGGAGGACUUUGUCCUUGUGGAGACGGAGAUGGUCGAAACAUCCCCGAGAGGCGCCUCUCCGGGGCCCUCGGAGGCUCCGUGCAGUGAAAGGCUCUUGGCCACCUCGCCACAAACCAGAGCUUGCUUCCUCUCCACCUUGACGGCUUCCAUCUGCAGCCAACACGCCGUGGAUCUAGCCCAGCUGCAGCAAGGCCUGAAGCACAUCCAGAAGGACACGAGAGACUUCCAGCAAAAAGUCCUGGGCACCUUGCAGAAGCUGGAGGGGGCCCUCGGCUACUUGAUGGACCUGGUGAGCUCCUUGGAAACCAGGAGCCGUGACGUGGAGCAAAGGCUGCAAGGAGAGGAGGACCGAGGCGCCGCCCGGAGCAAGGCCCUCUCGUUCCUCUUGCUCCGGGAGAAAGAGCUGCGCGAAAAGACCCUGGCCCUGGAAAAGAUGUCCUCCAGGAGGGCGGUCUGGUUCGAGGGCGUGGCAGCUGCACCAUGCUGGACUAAGGAAUAGGGGAGCCCCCGUCCCAAGAAAGCGCUAGGGCCGCCCUUGAAACGUGUGUCUGGGAAUCGAGCCAGAGAAGGACUUUGGUGGAAGAUAAGAGAGGGACGGAAUUAUGAUUAAUCGUCCUAAUAAAAUAUUGACACUGGCA